UCUUCUGCCUGCAGCCUGCUUCCUGUAGCCCGGUUGAGGAAGUGAAUUUCGCUGACAGGGCUGGGUUCAGUGAGGGUGAGGCCAAAAAACACAUCUUCUGCCGGGGGUUAAAAACAGACAACACACCGCUAAACAAGAAGAGGCGAACGGAGCGCUUGAUAAACCACAGCGAAGCUAAAGUGUACAGUCAUCGGUGAAAUCGUCCUCCCCUGCCCCGCUGAGACCGCCGCAGACAUGAGUGACCAGCAGCUGGACUGUGCUCUGGACCUGAUGAGGCGUCUACCUCCUCAGCAGAUCGAGAAGAACCUCAGUGACCUCAUUGACCUGGUACCGAGUCUGUGCGAGGACCUCCUCUCCUCCGUGGACCAGCCCCUGAAGAUCGCCCGGGACAAGGUGGUGGGGAAAGACUAUCUGCUUUGUGAUUACAACCGAGACGGCGACUCCUACAGAUCCCCGUGGAGUAAUAAGUAUGAGCCACCCAUUGAAGAUGGCGCAAUGCCUUCAGCUCGCCUGAGGAAACUUGAGGUCGAAGCCAAUAACGCCUUCGACCAGUACAGAGACCUGUACUUUGAGGGCGGUGUGUCCUCUGUGUACCUAUGGGACUUGGAUCAUGGCUUUGCAGGAGUUAUUCUCAUCAAGAAGGCAGGGGAUGGAUCCAAGAAGAUCAAAGGGUGCUGGGACUCCAUCCAUGUGGUGGAGGUGCAGGAGAAGUCCAGUGGUCGUACCGCUCACUACAAACUCACCUCCACCGUCAUGCUGUGGCUCCAGACGACCAAGACCGGCUCCGGUACGAUGAACCUGGGCGGCAGCCUCACAAGACAGAUGGAAAAAGACGAUACGGUUGGAGAAUCCUCACCCCACAUCGCCAACAUCGGCCGCCUUGUUGAAGAUAUGGAGAACAAGAUUCGCUCCACACUAAAUGAAAUCUACUUUGGAAAGACCAAGGACAUCGUCAACGGCCUAAGAUCUAUUGAGUCUUUGCCUGAUAACCAAAAGUACCGGCAGCUCCAGAAGGAGCUGUCGCAGGUCCUCACCCAGCGUCAGAUCUUCAUUGACUAGGGCCAGAGGAGUGUUCAGACUCUGGCUGACAAGUCAAAGCAGGAGGCUCUGAAGAACGACCUGGUGGAGGCACUCAAACGCAAACAGAACCCCUAGAGAUGCUACUGUUUUUUUGUUUGUUUGUUUGUUUUUGUUUUCUGAUUUCUCUCACUCUCUCCGCCUCAUCUCUGCCAUCUUUUCUCUGUUUCUUAACGUCUCUCCCUCCAUGCCUGUUUCAGUGCUGCACACUUUUGUUCUUUUGUGGAAAAACAAAAAAGGAGAAAAUGCUUAGCUUUUAUUUGUUUCAGUUUUUUUUGUUUUUGUUUUUUCUGUCAGGUUUUUUUUCUCGUUUUUAUUUGUAUAAAUUUAUAACUGUCCAUGUAAAACUGUCAUUUUUCUGGCCGUUGUUAACGGUGCCAACACGAGGGCCACCUUCGGUUUUUGUUUGAAGGUUUUUAUUCUUUACUCUCCACUCUGUCCGCAUGCAUGGGAGCCUGUGUGGGAGCAUGGGGCCACAGUCAGUGGGAGUGUAGACUUAUCAAACAUGGGGGAUCGACUGUUAUCAUCACCCUCGUCACCCAGUCCCCUACACUGUGUAUAACAUGUCCUUUGCUCGGCUUAUUGAACUCUUCUCUCUCCUCACCUACUUUGUUUUUGUUGGGGGUCACAGUUUGUCUUUGUGUCUCAGUGGAAACCUUUCACUGUUUCCAUUUUGGACGGGAAUCUUUUGUUGUAUUUUUGUUUUGUUUUUAUUUUGUAAAGCUUAUGAUUCAUAUUGUAUUAGAGCCUCCAGCAACAAUAAAAAUGGUAAAAAGCUA
Scophthalmus maximus (turbot) is the source of this 1856-nucleotide messenger RNA. RefSeq names its product capping actin protein of muscle Z-line subunit beta (gene capzb). Gene Ontology annotation, cellular component: cytoplasm; F-actin capping protein complex. Gene Ontology annotation, biological process: barbed-end actin filament capping; negative regulation of filopodium assembly; cell morphogenesis. The transcript has 10 exons. Gene Ontology annotation, molecular function: actin filament binding. The coding region runs from base 235 to 1059 and encodes 274 amino acids. NCBI's taxonomy places the organism in Eukaryota, Metazoa, Chordata, Actinopteri, Pleuronectiformes, Scophthalmidae. The record is from RefSeq and is a predicted model, not a curated record.